AUGACGGCAGAUGGAGGAUCAAACGAGGCAGUCGCCACUCCGGACAUGGAUCUCCUCAAAAAGUACACCGAGGAAAGUGAGAAGCGGUUCCGAGAAGAUGGGAGUGCUCAGUAUCUCGAGCUCGCUGGAUCUGAGGUGUCGAAACUCGCGGAACUCACCAAGGAUCCAUGGGUCGACCACGACGUAUUGAAUGCGCAACCGCCAAAUCUCAAAGACAGCGAUGACAUCAAAGUUCUCAUUCUUGGAGCCGGAUUUGGUGGAUUGCUCCACGCUGUGUACCAGGUCGAAGCUGGUAUUAACCCAAGCGACAUCCGUAUGGUUGAUGUUGCGGGAGGCUUCGGCGGCACAUGGUACUGGAACAGAUAUCCCGGUAUAAUGGUUGAUGUCGAAAGUUCCAUCUACUUGCCGCUCCUCGAAGACACGGGUUACAUGCCAAAGAACCGCUUCUCGUACGGCCCCGAAAUAAGAGAGUAUAUCGUCAGCAUCGCAGAAAAAUGGAAUCUAACUGACAAGGGGGUUUUCCGCACCCAAGCCCGCUCGUAUGACUGGAUGGAAGAUGAAAAACGCUGGAAAGUAGUCUUGACUCAAGAUCGAGGACCAAAGGAGCAGCCGCUUGAAAUGGCUGUCACGGCACAAUUUGUCGUGAUUACAGGAGGUGUGCUGAACCACCCCAAGACUCCUAAGAUUCCUGGACUGGAGAGCUUCGCCGGCGAGAUGAUACACACCGGCCGUUGGAACUAUGACAUCUCAGGAGGAUCACCCGUUGAUUGGACGCUAUCCAAACUAAAGGGUAAGAAAGUCGGUAUUGUUGGCACGGGAGCAACCGCCGUCCAGUGCGUGCCGCAACUAGCACAAUGGGCAGACCAACUAUAUGUCUUUCAGCGCACACCCUCUUCCGUGGAUGAGCGAGACCAAGCUUCUAUGAUCCCAGAGCACUGGGAGAAAGUCACCUCCAAGAAGGGUUGGUGGCGGGCUCGAAACGAAAACUGGUGUGGCAUGCUGGCUGGUCAUCCUAUGGAAGAGAACAUGGUAAAAGACCGCUGGAGCGAGUCUAAGUCCUAUCGCUAUCUCGCCGGUGGCCUCCACGACAAGCCGUACACCAUGGAGGACAUCCCCGAACUCAUUGGGAAAGCUGUUGCUAGUGACGCUCCCCGAGCAGAGCGCGUUCGCCAACGGGUCGACACCAUCGUCAAAGAUAAGGAGACAGCGGAUGCUCUCAAGGCUUGGUAUCCCAUCUGGUGCAAGAGACCAUGCUUCCACGACGACUACCUCCCUACUUUCAACCUGCCUCACGUUUCUCUCGUAGACACCAACGCCAAGGGCAUAGAGAGCGUGAAUGCGAAUGGCAUCGUCGCCGGCGGCAAGAAAUACGAUCUCGACGUCAUUAUCUGGAGCACGGGAUACAGAUCCCCCGUGACGAACAUGGCUGAACCGAGUCACAAUGCCAACAUUUCCAUGUCGGCUCGUGGAAACACGCUCGCCGGGCUGUGGGCUCAACACGGCGCAACUACUCUCCACGGCACUGUAACCCCUUGGAUGCCGAAUGUGAUUCUCUCCGGGCCCUCUCAGACAGCCGCCUGCGGAAACUUCAUGUAUACCAUUGAAAACAUAGCCCGGCACGGAGCGUACAUCAUCUCCGAGACUAUCAAGCGAGCGGACGAUCCGAAGAAAGCAACUGUGGAGGCCGUGCCAGAGGCAGCUGAAGCAUGGGCACUCCAGAUUCUAACUCGGGCUACCUUUCAGGCUCCCUUGGCGAUAUGUGGGCCGAGUUAUUUCAACGAGGAGGGCGCGACGAGAACGAUGUCAACCGAGGAGAGGAUGAAGAUGAUGAGGGGGGCGAUUUGUCCGCUCGGGGUGUUGAAGUAUGUUGAUACUUUGCAGGAUUGGAGGGCAGAUGGAAAGAUGGAAGGACUGAAACUCGCUUGA
This is a messenger RNA of Pochonia chlamydosporia 170, 1926 nucleotides long. Its product is annotated as flavin-binding monooxygenase-like family protein. The transcript has a single exon. NCBI's taxonomy places the organism in Eukaryota, Fungi, Ascomycota, Sordariomycetes, Hypocreales, Clavicipitaceae. The record is from RefSeq and is a predicted model, not a curated record. The coding region runs from base 1 to 1926 and encodes 641 amino acids. Gene Ontology annotation, molecular function: N,N-dimethylaniline monooxygenase activity; NADP binding; flavin adenine dinucleotide binding.